Molecule: messenger RNA, 1455 nt
Organism: Lampris incognitus (smalleye Pacific opah)
Lineage: Eukaryota; Metazoa; Chordata; Actinopteri; Lampriformes; Lampridae
Gene: cpa5
Product: carboxypeptidase A5
Exons: 11
Coding region: 14-1279 (421 amino acids)
Biological process (GO): proteolysis
Molecular function (GO): metallocarboxypeptidase activity; zinc ion binding
Source: RefSeq, a predicted model, not a curated record
UCUGUCGGUCACGAUGAGGGGGCUGCUUGUGCUGACCGCGCUGUUCGUGGCCGUUUUCGGCAAAGAGACUUUCGAGGGCCAUCAGGUGCUUCGCAUCACCGCCAAGGAUGAGCUCCAGCUCUCUCUCGUUAAGGACCUGGAGGACAUGGAGGAGUUUCAGCUGGACUUCUGGAGAGAGGCCAUUGAUGUAGCCACCUCCGUGGAUGUCAGGGUGCCUUUCCACAGCUUGCAGGCCGUCAAAGCCUACCUGGAGACCCAGGACAUCCAGUACGCCGUCAUGAUUAAGGACCUGCAGGCUGUCUUGCAUGAGGAAGAGGAGCAAAUGCAGUUUGCUGCUCGCGCCGCUGGACCCAGAUCCACAGACAGUUUUGACUAUGCCAACUACCACAGCAUCAGCGAGAUCUACAGGUUCCAGGAUAUGCUGGUGGCUGAGAAUCCCAACCUGGUCAGCAAGAUUGUGAUCGGUCAGAGCUACGAGGGCCGUCCCCUUAAUGUUCUCAAGUUCAGCACUGGUGGAACCAAUCGCCCGGCCAUCUGGAUUGACACUGGAAUCCACUCCAGAGAAUGGGUCACGCAGGCCAGCGGUACCUGGUUUGCCAAGAAGAUUGUGACGGACUAUGGACGUGACCCUGCCCUCACCGCUAUCCUUAACAAGAUGGACAUCUUCCUGGAGAUCGUCACCAACCCUGAUGGUUUCUCCUUCACCCAGACCACCAACCGUAUGUGGCGUAAGACCAGGAAGCCCAACUCUGGUUCUUCCUGUGUUGGAGUGGACCCUAACAGGAACUGGGAUGCUGCGUUUGGAGGGGCCGGUGCCAGUGGAAACCCCUGUUCAGAAACCUACCGCGGACCCAGGCCUCAUUCCGAGUCUGAGGUCAAGUCCAUUGUGGACUUUGUGAAGUCCCACGGCAACUUGAAGGCCUUCAUCUCCAUUCAUGCCUACUCCCAGAUGCUCCUGUACCCCUACGGCUACACUAAGACUCCUGCCAAAGACCAGAGGGAGCUGCAUGAGCUGGCCAGGAAGGCCAUCAAUGACCUUGCUUCCCUGCAUGGCACCCGCUACAGAUACGGCAGCAUCAUCAGCACCAUCUACCAAGCCAGCGGUAGUACCAUUGACUGGACCUACAACCAGGGCAUCAAGUACUCCUACACUUUCGAGCUGAGGGACACUGGUCGCUAUGGUUUCCUGCUUCCAGCCAGUCAGAUCCUGCCCACCGCCAAGGAAACUUGGCUGGCUCUGAUGGCCAUCAUGGACCACACCAGCAAGAACACCAACUAAACGCCCCCCCCCCCGUAACAUCCGCUGGGCAAUCCGCGGAGCUCCCUGGUAACCCGCCAUCAUUGGAAAAUGUUGAACUUUUUGGUCAGUUGAGCUAAAUAUUAACCUCAUUCAACUCAGUGACACUCUACAAGUAAUUAACGCCUUAAAGAGACCAAUAAAUGACCACUGUCCUA